AUGCAGGGCGCCGGCACCAAGGGACGACCGGUGGUGUUCUUCGACGUGAACGUUGGUGAUACACCGGUAGGGCGCAUCAAGUUCGAGCUGUACAGUGACAUUGUUCCGAAAACCGCAGAAAAUUUUCGACAGCUGUGCACGGGCGAGCAUCGUGUGAAUCACCAGCCUAUGGGGUACAAAGGCGCGCUUUUCCAUCGCAUCAUCAAGGACUUUAUGUGUCAGGGAGGUGACUUUCUAAACGGUGAUGGAACCGGCAGUUUUAGCAUCUAUGGUGACAAAUUUGCUGACGAGAAUUUCAUAUUGAAGCACGAUGCGCCGGGUCUGCUCAGCAUGGCGAAUGCAGGGCCGCAUAGCAAUGGAUGCCAGUUUUUUAUCACGACGCAGCCAGCCGAAUUUCUCGACGGCAAGCAUGUCGUAUUUGGCCGUGUCGUUGAGGGCAUGCUGACGGUGCGCAAAGUCGAGCAAGUGCCAUGCGGCGCGAACAACCGGCCACGUAUGGACGUGCGCAUUGUAGAAUGUGGCGAGAUGUAA
This is a messenger RNA of Malassezia restricta, 531 nucleotides long. Its product is annotated as peptidyl-prolyl isomerase H (cyclophilin H). Lineage: Eukaryota; Fungi; Basidiomycota; Malasseziomycetes; Malasseziales; Malasseziaceae. The transcript has 5 exons. The record is from RefSeq and is a predicted model, not a curated record. Gene Ontology annotation, biological process: protein folding; protein peptidyl-prolyl isomerization. Bases 1 to 531 code for a protein of 176 amino acids. Gene Ontology annotation, cellular component: intracellular membrane-bounded organelle. Gene Ontology annotation, molecular function: peptidyl-prolyl cis-trans isomerase activity.